AUGAGGAAGAAUUAUCUUCAAGGAUGCCCCCAAAAUGACAAAGAACAAAUAAAACUCAAGAUUACCAUUCAUGAUAAUUCUACUAAAGGAGUGGAUGAUAAUGCAACAAUACUUUCCUCCUAUAUUGGCACAAUAGUCAAAGCUUAUGCUCCAUUUUAUGUGCGAUUAUGGCGAAAUGUUCCAAAUGAGAUUAAGGAGCACAUUCGGAGUUGUGUGCUGGAUGAAUUCGACCAUAACUUCGGUCAUAGCAAGAAUUUGAGAACUGUGAAUGAGUUGAUAACUACACUAUUUCAACGUCACAAAGGACAAUGUCAUGACCACGUCAAGAAGUUUGAGACGUUGGAAGAGGCUGCGCAGUCCCCUUUCCAGCAGAUGAAGUUAGAAGAUUUGAGAAAAUGUUGUAAUCUUUUCGCAUCUCCAGAUUAUCAGCACUUAAGUUCUACAAAUGUACAGAAUAGAUCCGCUCUGACUAUCCACCAUCGUGCCGAUGCAAGGUUAUUCUACCGUCUUGCUGAAAAAAUGAUAAUUAAUAAAUUAUAGAAUUUAUUUAUUUUUCUGAUAUUUUUUUAUAUAAGUACUAACACUAUCUUUUUAAAAUUGCUAAUGUCGCUUUGUUAAAAACAUGAUGAUCCUGAAAACUUUUCUCUCGUGUAUGUCUAUUCUGCUGCUCACACUAAUAAGCGUAGUAAGUGGAUGGAUCCUACCACUACAGAUAAUUAUCUAAGCAGUGUUAAUUUUGUUAAACAAAUUAUUCAACAUGUUAUCUAGAUUAUUUUUUAUUUGUAUUUAUUUUAAUACGUUACUUAUUGUGAAUUUUCUUUUAAAUUACAAGAAAAAAUGAUGGAAAUACAGUCAACUUCUGGGGAAUCCUCCCUAAGUGCUCGGGCCCAAGUCUAAUAUGGCAAGAGGUUUGGGAUGAUCUUUCAAGCAUUCCUAUUCAUCUUUCUCAAUCUCAUCAACUUCAAAAAUUAAUAAUUUUACCAAAGAUUUAGAAGCUGCACGGCUUGAGAAUGAGUAUAUGAGGUCAAGAUAGUAAGAGUUGGAGUCUAUCUUAGAGCGACAUACUCAUUUAGAGACACGUUUACAAGACCAACAGAGAGACCAAGAGGAAAGAAUACGACGCAGUGAAGUCCAAGAGUAAGUGCAGUGAGAAAUAAUGGUGCAAAUGAAGCAUGUUAUGCCAUUGCAAUAGAAUCGCGGUGGGCGAGGA
Molecule: messenger RNA, 1210 nt
Organism: Carya illinoinensis
Lineage: Eukaryota; Viridiplantae; Streptophyta; Magnoliopsida; Fagales; Juglandaceae
Exons: 4
Coding region: 1-540 (179 amino acids)
Source: RefSeq, a predicted model, not a curated record